Messenger RNA from Oncorhynchus tshawytscha (Chinook salmon), 6726 nucleotides. Its product is annotated as Down syndrome cell adhesion molecule-like protein 1 homolog. Gene Ontology annotation, cellular component: plasma membrane; axon. The record is from RefSeq and is a predicted model, not a curated record. Gene Ontology annotation, molecular function: cell-cell adhesion mediator activity. Gene Ontology annotation, biological process: homophilic cell-cell adhesion; dendrite self-avoidance; axon guidance. Bases 140 to 6322 code for a protein of 2060 amino acids. The transcript is spliced from 33 exons. Lineage: Eukaryota; Metazoa; Chordata; Actinopteri; Salmoniformes; Salmonidae.
UAUCGGGGCAGCAGGGCUGGAGAGACCGCCAGGGAGCAUAGUCGCCAGUCCAGCACCCAGACCCGCCUGGCCAAAGACUGCGCCGCACACUUGCCAGGAUUGCCAAACAUUCCUGAAAAAUAUACCUGCUAUUUAUGGCAUGUGGCUUGUAACUUUACUCCUGCUGUACUCUCUCCGGGAAGUACACAGUGAGGAUGUGGGCUCUACCAGGCUGUACUUUGUGAACGCAUCCCUCCAGAGGCUGACCUACUCCAGCUCGGUGGGGGUGUCUCUGCCCUGCCCGGCGGGCGGCACCCCCACCGCCAUCCUGCGCUGGUACCUGGCCACCGGCGAUGACAUCUACGACGUGCCCCACAUCCGCCACGUCCAUGCCAACGGCACCCUCCAACUCUACCCCUUCUCACCCUCCGCCUUCAACUCCUACAUCCACGACAACGACUACUUCUGCACCGCAGAAAACCAGGCUGGCAAGAUCCGAAGCCCCAAUAUCAGAGUCAAAGCUGUGUUCAGGGAGCCGUAUACGGUGCGUGUUGCAGACCAACGCUCCAUGCGGGGCAACGUGGCCGUGUUCAAGUGCCUCAUUCCCACCGCCGUGCAGGAGUACGUCAGCGUGGUGUCCUGGGAGAGAGACACUGUCUCCAUCGUCCCAGGUAACAGGUUCUUCCUGACGUCCUUUGGUGCUCUGUACAUCUCAGAUGUCCAGAAGGAGGAUGCCCUCUCCACCUACCGCUGCAUCACCAAGCACAAAUACAGCGGAGAGACACGUCAGAGCAAUGGAGCCAGGCUGUCUGUCAUGGACCCCACCGAAUCGUCUCCCUCUAUCCUGGACAGUUUCCAGGCGGGGGAAGUCCCGGCUGGUCAGAGUGUGGAGCUUCCCUGCAUGGCAGCAGGGUACCCCAGCCCCACGGUGCGCUGGCUAAAGGACGGACGCCCGCUUCCCUCCGAUGCACGCUGGACGCGGCGCCUCACGGGUCUGACCAUCAGUGACCUCAGGCAGGAGGACAGCGGUAGCUACGCCUGUGAGGUCACCAACAGCUUCGGCUCGAAGGAGGUGUCCGGAGCACUCUAUGUCAUAGACCCCCUGCGAGUGACCCUCUCCCCUAAGAGUCUGAAGACGGGCAUCAGCAGUACCCUGUUCUUUACCUGUGCUGUGGAGGGUUCGCCAGAGUACACAGUGGCUUGGUACAGGAACACAGAACCUAUAGUCCCAGACCAGCACAUCUCUAUACAGGGCUCCCACAACGACACCCUGCAGAUCACAGCCGCUCAGAAGAGCCACUCUGGGGCCUACCAGUGCUUUGCCUCCCGCAAGGGCCACACCGCCCAGGACUUCUCUAUCAUACUGCUGGAGGACGGCACUCCUCGUAUCGUGUCUUCCUUCAGUGAGCGCGUGGUCGCCCCCGGUGAGCCAUUCUCCCUGAUGUGUGCCUCCAAGGGAGCCCCACCCCCCUCCAUCACCUGGACGCUGGACGACGAGCCUGUGGUGCGAGACUCCGCCUACAAGACCAGCCAGUACACCCUAUCAGACGGCCUGACCGUGUCACAUGUCAACGUCAGCAGCCCGGCCAUCCGUGACGGGGGAGUGUAUCGCUGCGCCGCACGCAACUCGGCCGGUAGCGCCGAGUACCAAGCGCGCAUAAACGUAAGAGGUUCUCCUAGGAUCAGGGAGAUGCGUGACAUCACGGCUGUGGCAGGAAGGAACACCUUUAUAACCUGUCGUGUGAUUGGUUACCCCUACUACUCUAUCAAGUGGUUUAAGGACGGCAUGCUGCUGCCUGACAACCAUCGCCAGGUGGUGUAUGAGAAUGGAACCCUGAGGCUGAGUGAUGUGCAGAAGGGCAUGGACGAGGGUACCUACCUGUGUAGUGUGCUCAUCCAGCCACAGACCUCCAUCGACCAGACUGUCCACGUCACUGUCAAAGUGCCACCCCUGAUCCAGCCCUUUGAUAUCCCCUCCACGUCGGUGGGAAAGCUGAUGUACAUCGCCUGCGUGGUGUCGUCAGGUGACAUGCCCAUCCGCAUCACCUGGCACAAAGACGGGCAACUCAUCGUGCCUGGUUCCGCCUCUGGUGUUGGCAUAGAGACCAAGGAAUUCAUGAGCUCCUUGCAGAUCUCCAAGGUGACGCUGAAGCACAACGGCAACUACACCUGCAUCGCUAGCAACGCCGCGGCAACCGUCAGCUGGGAAAGACAGCUGGUCGUCACCGUUCCCCCUCGCUUCGUGGUCCAGCCCAACAACCAGGAUGGGAUCUAUGGGAAGGCAGGAGUACUAAACUGCUCUGUGGAGGGAUACCCCCCUCCCAAAGUCAUGUGGAAACACGCCAAAGGUAUAGGGAACCCCCAGCAGUACCACCCUGUGCCUCUGACUGGUCGGAUCCAGAUCAUGUUCAACGGCUCCCUGCUGAUUCGGCACGUCUUAGAGGACGACCGUGGAUACUACCUCUGUCAGGCCUCCAAUGGAGUGGGCUCUGACAUCAGCAAGAGCAUGGUCCUCACCGUCAAGAUUCCAGCCAUGAUCACGUCGCACCCCAACACCACCAUGGCCAUCAAGGGCCAGAUGAAGGAGCUGAACUGCACAGCGCGGGGCGAGCAGCCCAUCAUCAUCCGCUGGGAGAGAGGCGACACUGUCAUCGAUGCCGAGAGGAACCCCCGCUACUCCAUCACCAUCAACAAGAAGGGGGACGAGGUCAUCUCCACACUCAAGCUGAAGCCAGCGGAGCGCGGGGACUCAGUCUUCUUCUCCUGCCACGCCAUCAACUCAUACGGAGAGGGGCGAGGACUCAUCCAGCUUACCGUGCAAGAGCCUCCUGACCCUCCUGAGUUGGAGGUGAGAGAGGUGAAGGACCGAAGUAUGAACCUGCGCUGGAUCCAGAGGUUCGAUGGCAACAGCAUCAUCACCAGCUACGACAUCGAGUAUAAGAACAAGUCUGAUACUUGGGAUCACAAGUACACCACCAGGAACAUCUCCCCCACUAACAACCAGGCUAACAUCGUGGAGCUGCACCCUGCCUGUGUCUACAGCAUCCGCAUGUACUCCUUCAACAAGAUCGGACGCAGCCAGCCUAGCAAGGAGCUCACCAUCAGCACUGAGGAAGCACAACCUGAUGGGCCCCCUAUGGAAGUGAUCCUCCAACCAAUGACGUCUCAGAGCAUACGGGUCACAUGGAGGGCCCCCAGAAAGGAGCUUCAGAACGGGUUGAUCCGGGGGUACCAGAUCGGUUACCGUGAGAACGGGCCGGGCAGUAACGGCCAAUACAGCAUUGUGGAGAUGAAGGCCACAGGGGACAGUGAGGUGUACACCCUGGACAACCUGAAGAAGUUUGCCCAGUAUGGAGUGGUGGUCCAGGCCUUCAACAGGGCUGGCACUGGUCCCUCUAGCACUGAGAUCAACGCUACCACACUGGAGGAUGUGCCCAGCCAGCCGCCCCAGAACGUGCGGGCUAUCUCGGUGACCUCAGACGAGGCGGUGAUCACGUGGGCAGAGCCACCGCGUCUGACGCUGCAUGGCGUGUUGAAGGGCUACCGCGUGGUGUUCUGGUCCCUCUUCCCCGACGGAGGUGGGUGCUGUGGGGGCCAGGCACAGGGGCCGAUGCAGAAAUGGGGAGAAAUGCAAAACAUCACUACAACUCGUGAGCAGGUGGAGCUGAGAGGGCUGGAGAAGUUUACUAACUACAGUGUCCAGGUGCUGGCCUACACACAGGCUGGGGACGGGGUCAGGAGCAAUGUCCUGUACAUCCAAACCCGCGAGGACCUCCCAGGUCCUCCAGCUGGUAUCAAAGCCGUGCCCUCAUCUCCCAACAGUGUGGUCGUGUCCUGGCUACCCCCCCUUAAACCCAAUGGUGUCAUCCGCAAGUACACCAUCUACUGCUCCAGCCCAGGCUCCGGACAGCCUGCUCCCAGUGAGUAUGAGGCCAACCCAGAGAUGUUGUUCUACAGGAUCACCCAUCUGACCCGCGGUAAACAGUACCUCAUCUGGGCCUCCGCCGUGACAACUGCUGGCCGCGGCAACAUCAGCGAAAAGGUCACCGUGGAGCCUGCUGGGAAAGCCCCAGCUAAGAUCCUGUCGUUCGGGGGCACAGUGACUACUCCCUGGGUGAAGGAGGUCCGUCUGCCCUGCAGCUCAGUGGGAGAACCCACCCCCACCAUCAAAUGGACCAAAGACAGUGAGGACUCGACUAUCCCUGUGACUGUGGACGGGCAGCGUCAGAUCCUGUCCAACGGUACUCUGGUGUUACGUUCCGUCAAAGCUGAGGAUUCUGGGUACUACACAUGCACGGCCACCAACACCCUGGGCUUUGACACCAUCAUAGUAAACCUACUGGUGCAAGUUCCUCCAGACCAGCCCCGUCUGACCGUCUCCACCACUUCCACCUCUUCCAUCACCCUGGCCUGGAUCCCUGGGGACAACGGAGGCAGCUCCAUCAGAGGUUUCGUCCUGCAGUACUCAGUGGACAACACAGAGGAGUGGAGGGAUGUGUUCAUCAGUUCCAGUGAGCGUUCCUUCAGGCUGGACAACCUGCGCUGUGGGACCUGGUACAAGGUCAAACUGGCAGCCAAGAACAGUGUGGGCUCAGGACGCAUCUCUGAGAUCAUCGAGGCUAAGACCCACGGACGAGAGCCCGUGUUCAACAAGGAGCAGCCCCUGCUCACCCACAUCAACUCCACCCACGCGGGGCUCAACCUGCAGGGCUGGACCAGCGGCGGCUGCCCCAUCACCGCUCUACUGUUGGACUUCCGGCCCAAGGGCACGUGGGCCUGGCAGAGCCUGAAGGCCAACGCCACGGCCCAGCUAUUCCUCAGCGAGCUGCGGGAGGCCACCUGGUACGAGCUGAAGAUGAAGGCCUGUAAUAGCGCCGGCUGUGGGAACCAAAGCUCCCAGUUUGCCACCACAGACUAUGACGGCAGUACCAUCCCUCCUAUAAGCUCGGCCCAUGAGGACAGAGAUGAUGUGAAGAAGCUGUUCUCCAUCGGUUCUCCUGUCAUCCUGGUCACCCUGGGCGUCGCCCUGCUCUUCAUCAUCCGCAAGAAACGCAAGGAGAAGAGACUCAAACGACUCAGAGAUGCUAAGAGCCUUGCAGAGAUGCUUAUCAGCAGUAAGAACAACCGCAGCAUGGACACCCCAGUGAAGGGUCCUCCCCAGGGCCCUCGGCUCCACAUUGACAUCCCUCGUGUCCAGCUGCUCAUCGAGGACAAGGAGGGCAUCAAGCAGAUAGGUGAGGACAAGGCAGUGGCCCCAGUGACGGACACAGAGUUCAGCCAAUCAGUGAAUCCACAGAGCUUCUGCACGGGUGUGUCUCUGCACCAUCCUGCCCUCAUCCAGAACACAGGGCCCUUGAUUGACAUGUCAGACAUCCGCCCUGGAACCAAUCCAGUGUCGAGGAAGUGUGUGAAGUCAGCCCACAGCUCCAGAAACCGCUACUCCAGCCAGUGGACCCUGAGCAGGCCGGGCCAGAGCCAAUCAACAGCCUCCGCAAGGACUCUGACCUCUGACUGGCGCACCAUGGGCUCCCACGGCAUCACCGCUACCGAGAGUGACAGCUACAGCGCAAGCCUGUCCCAGGAUACUGACAAGGGUCGUAACAGCAUGGUGUCCACAGAGAGUGCGUCAUCUACGUAUGAGGAGCUGGCGCGGGCCUACGAACACGCCAAACUGGAGGAGCACCUGCAGCAUGCCAAGUUCACCAUCACAGAGUGCUUCAUCUCAGACAGCUCCUCUGACCAGAUGACCACAGGCACCAACGACCCGGCCGACAGCAUGACAUCACUCAGCACCCCAUCCGAGACAGGCCUGUGUCGCUUCACCGCCUCGCCACCCAAACCCCAGGACUACGACCGCGGCAGACCUACCAACGUUGCCGUGCCCAUCCCCCACCGUGCCAACAAGAGUGAAUUCUGCAACCUCCCGCUCUACAUGAAGACGGAUCCUUUCUUCCGGAAGCAGGCAGAACUGCAUGACCCAUGCCCUGCGGUCCCGCCCAGGGAGGCCUCCAUCCGCAGCCUGGCACAGCGGGCGUACCACACCCAAGGACGUCAUAUGACUCUGGACCCGUCCAAGCAACAGGCCCUGACGCUAGGCCACUCUGGGUUGGGCAGUCUGGGCGUGAGCUCAGGCACUGCCACCCUGCCCCAGAGGACUCUCACCAUGCCCUGCUCCAACCCUGCAGCCACAGCCUCCACUUCCAGCACCAGCAGCAACCCCACUGGCUCCAGCACAAAGAUGGGGGGCUCCAGAGACUCACUGCUAGAGAAUAGCUCCUCAGCGCUGGGCAGACUGCAGAAGCAAGGGGUUGGGGCCUACUCUAAGUCUUACACACUGGUGUAGCUACUAGCCCCCCUUCUCUCUCUCAAAGACUAAACACUCCUGUCUGGCCCGGCCCCGGCCCACACCCAGCCCCACACCAGUGUUCUACACAUCAGGUCAGCGAGGGCAUGCACUGCAGUGCAGCAGGUGUUCCCAGCUAACUGCUAGCUAACAUCUAAUUACCCAGUAGCGUGAUUAGUCUUUAUUCAGACUUUAGAUUCUGCCUCCCAGGAAUGACCAGAGACCAUUGUAACCUGCCUGAUUCAUGCUCACCUGGACCUGUAUAAAACAAACUACUAUCUCCUACUAACUAUCACUUCUAGCCUGAUUCCACGCUGCUCAAUAUGUGUGUCUGGUGAUGUACACACACACACACACACACACACACACAUAUAUACACACACACACACACACACACACACACA